Molecule: messenger RNA, 873 nt
Organism: Pocillopora meandrina
Lineage: Eukaryota; Metazoa; Cnidaria; Anthozoa; Scleractinia; Pocilloporidae
Source: the annotation of a GenBank genome assembly
AUGGCUCGAAAAUGUAGAGAAGGGGCCUGGCAGGCUCUAAUCUUACACCCAAUCCCAAGGCUUGGUGGACCAGGGGUCGUUAUUCAAAUUGACGAGUCAAAAUUUAACCACAAGUCAAAGUUGAGUAAAAAAGGUUUGAAUACUUUGGUAAGUAGCCAAUACUGCCACUGUAGAGUGCUUAUUUGAUAGGUUGAACGCACAUCUAUAUAUCCCAAACUGUUGCUAAACUUUGGUGCCAAAAAGUGAAGGAAUAAAAACGCGGUUCCAUUAUCAUUAAUAAAAGUGAAAGGUGAUUGUCCGAUCGACAAAUUUACCCCGGCUAAAUCAAGAGAAGACAAUAAGGAAAGAUUAAAAUUAUUAAUCAACUAUAAGAAAAUCACGUUGCAAGGGUGAGGAGCUCCGGCAAAUUUUCAAUCCCAAUAACAAAAAUUCGCUCUGUUCAGAAGCUCUUGUUUACUGUAAUAGUAUUAUCAUUUCACUUAACUAUGGCAACCAGAUCAUUUUCACGUCAGCUAACUACAACAGAACAGUUAUAUAUCGAUGAUUAUGAUAACUAAUUUGUUUUUAAGGACCAAAAUAAUUGUUUCACAAAAGGAGUGGGCAGCCAGGUAGAUGGCCUAUUAACCAGUAGAUUCUACGGUUGUUGACUGUUAGGGAUAACACUGCAUGUGGUUUAUUUUUUGGAAACAGAGAACAGAUCACUAUUAUUUGAUGGCUCCCUAAAAAAAGCACUAUUCACUUGUCUGGUAUCGUUAAGUGCUGCAUCACCAAAUAUUUUGUCGAUCAUAUGGAAUUGUACUUCUUUCGCAGUUUCAUAGAAGGCGCCGCCCUAGAAGAGAAAAAUGGGUACUUGGUUUGUUCGAUACACUGUAA